AUGCAAUCCGCUGCUCCCAUAUCCUCAAUCCCCGCGAAAAAGAAACGAACGAAACGCGUUCGCAAAACCAAGAGCCUGGAUAGUGGUACAAAGGCCAAGAAAUCGGUCCUUCUUGAUGAGCUGGGUGACGCAUUGGUCGGCCAGUUCUAUAUCCCCAACCUCGACGAUCCUUUGGAGGCCCCCAAUGUAUCGGUUGUCGACCAUUUGCGCACCAGCCUCCAUGCAGCACCAAUUUCUGACGCCAGUUCUGUCAGCAGCAGCCGCGCAUUGACGGCAGUCGAAAGCCACGUCCAAAGUACACCUCCAACAAGUCUGGACGAACGUGAUACGCAUGAUCAUGCUUCUGAUAUCUCACCUUCUGCAUGUUCUGCUGUGAUCGGACAUUCUGAAUCAGACCACGACUUGCCCCUCGCCAGCAAGAGUCGCGAACAAGGCGAUGUAUUCUGCUUAGAAGACUUUUCCACGAUCACUGCCAUCCAGCGGCUGACAGCACAAUACGGUCGGGUUGCACACAUGGGUAUGCUGGAUCACAGCUACCGGUUCUUCGUGAACAAAGCGCGGACAGCAGCAUUGUCAUUCAAGGUUCAAAACCGGGUGGUGAUUAUCGGUGGAGACCCUCUUUGCGACCCAGACCCAGUCGUCAUUCGGGAUCUGUUGAACGAGUUCGCAGAGUAUCGAGCCCGCCGUCGUUGGGGAAUAGCUUUCAUGGGAGCAAGUGAAUCUUUCGUUCGAGAUUAUGUCGAAACCCAACCAGAAAAAUGGACCACCAUCCGCUUCGGCACUGAGCGUGUAUUGAAUCCUCAGACCAAUGAUGUACUUCUCGAAAGAAGUGGGAAACGGAUAGCGGUACAGAAUCGACAGUUGCUCAACUCGCAAAAAGCGGGCGUGACGCUGGGCCUGUAUGUUCCAGCGAUCCAUGGCACAGAUGCCCAGCUCCAAUCAGAUCUUGUCGCCAUCUAUGAUGCGUGGCGCGCUGAGCGCAACGACUCCACCGGCCCGCAGGCUUUCAUCACGGUAUACGACCCAUUUGCGCUGCCUAAUCUUAUGACAUUCGUAUAUAGCCGCGGCUCGGAUGGCCGGGUUAACGGGUUUGCGGCCCUGCGACGUCUGGGCUGCAGUGGCUACCAUAUCGACCCGUGCAUUGCUGCUCCUAGCAGUCCGAAAGGAAUCAGUGAUUUGCUCAUCAUGGCCGCUAUGGCUCUUCUUAAUCGCGCCGAUGUUUCUUAUCUGGGCUUUGGCUUUGAGCCUGCUCGGACCUUGGUACCUGACGAUGUACGGGGCAUGCGAAGCCCACUUGCUAGUCUGACCCGUGACUUGUACAGCCACACGUUUAUGCGUCUUCCAAUCCAUGGCAAGAAGGCGUAUCAUGACAAGUUUCGACCUGAUCCCACGCAGGAUUCGGCGUUGUAUCUCGUUUUCCCGGAUGGUGUGCCAGGGCCAAGACAUCUGCUCGCAAUGAUGCACAUGGCUAAUAUUAGUAUGCGGAAGAUGAUUUGGACUGAUCUGCGGACCAUGUUCGCUGAUCGCAAAUCAAAAUCAAAAAAGCCAUCGUCUUCCUCGGAGGUUCCGGCUGAUGCCGUUGAUCAGCAGCCUUCUGUAGCUAUGAAUGGGUGA
Molecule: messenger RNA, 1614 nt
Organism: Penicillium longicatenatum
Lineage: Eukaryota; Fungi; Ascomycota; Eurotiomycetes; Eurotiales; Aspergillaceae
Gene: ergS
Product: protein ergS
Exons: 1
Coding region: 1-1614 (537 amino acids)
Biological process (GO): phospholipid homeostasis
Molecular function (GO): aminoacyltransferase activity
Source: RefSeq, a predicted model, not a curated record